UACGGAGUGCUCCUACAAAACGAAAUACUAGCUGACAAGGCGCCACACCGCCGGAGCCGACCAGUCACCAACCGCGCCACACCACGACCACGACCUCUCUCGCCAUGGAUCCCGAGACGGAGCACGCGGGCACGGCCGAGCCCGGCGCGGCGGCGUGGUGCGCCCGCGCGGUGUGCGGCACAGAGUACAGCUGGUGCCGCGCCGUGCCGGGCGGCACCGGCACCACGCUCCUCGCGCUCCGCCUCACUCGCGGCGGCGGCGCGGCGGCCCAGGCGGCCGUCCGCUCCCUCCAGAGCGCGCACCCCGUCCUCCGCGCCCACAUCCGCGCGGCCUCCACCUCCAGCCCCACCCUCGCCUUCCCCUCACCCGCCCCGGAGCUCGCCCUCGCGCCCCAGCCGUCCGCGCUCGCCUUCGACUCCCUCCUCGAGCGCGAGCUCAACAGCAACCCAUGGGCGUCCGAGCCCGGGCCCGACGGGGCCCCGGUGCUCUUCGCCGCGCUCUACGAGCUGCCGCCGCCCGCGGGCGGCGCGGCGCUGUUCGUCCGGAUCCACACGGCCGCGUGCGACCGCGCGGCGUCGGCGGCGCUGCUGAGGGAGCUCCUGGCGCAUCUGGGCGGCGCGGGCGACCCGGAGGAGGAGGAGGCGGCGGCGGUGGAGGCGGGGCUGGAGGACCGGAUACCGCAGAAGGACGCGUGGAAGCCGUUCUGGGCGCGUGGGGUGGACAUGGUGGGCUACUCCAUCAACGGGCUGCGCACGUCGACGCUGCCGUUCGAGGAGACUGGCACGGCGAGGUCGACGCAGAUGGUGCGCCUCGGGUUCGGCCGCGAGGAGACGACGCGCCUGCUCGAUGCGUGCAAGGAGAACGGGGUGAAGCUUUGUUCGGCCAUGGCUGGCGCGACGCUGCUAGCUGCACGGCAGUCGAAGAAGCUAGAGAGUGGCCAGCAGGAGACGUACUCAGUGGCUACCCUGAUCAACUGCCGCCAGUUUCUUGAGCCAGCUUUGGACGAUCACAACGUUGGGUUCUUCUACUCUGCCAUCACCAACACCCACAAGAUACACGGGGAGGAGGGGCUAUGGGCGCUGGCCAAGAGGUGCCACGAUUCCUACAUCACCGCCAAGAACAGCAAGAAGCACCUCACCGACACCGCCGACCUCAACUUCCUCAUGUGCCGGGCCAUCGAGAACCCGCAGCUGACCACGGCCUCCGCUCUCCGGACGGCGCUCGUCUCCGUGUUCGAGGAGCCGGCCACCUACGACGACCUGUCCGACCUGCAGAGCAAGGCCGGCGUGGAGGAGUACGUCGGCUGCGCCACCGUGCACGGCAUCGGCCCGUCGAUCGGCGUGUUCGACUCUGUCAGGGACGGGCAGCUGGACUGCGCGUGCAUGUACCCUUCUCCUCUGCAUUCCAGGAAGCAGAUCCAGGAGAUGUUCGACAAGGUGAAGCGGAUUUUGGGCGAAGGGUGCAACGCGGGCGAUGAGAAACUAUGAAGAUUGUACGUAGGGACUUUGUGGAUACGUACUGAGUAGAUUCGAAGAAUGUCGUUCCUUUCGGUAAAUGAUAAAACUUGGGACCCCGUUUGGUCUGUCACGCCAUUGGUGUUGCACUUUCAGGUGGGACUGUAAUGUACAAAGCAGAAAAUCUACCGUGCACGGGAGCUUCCGUGCCUGCGUCGGCCGUUCGCUAAUGCAUCAUGAUCCGAGUUUUGCUGAA
Messenger RNA from Aegilops tauschii subsp. strangulata, 1710 nucleotides. RefSeq lists its product as uncharacterized. The record is from RefSeq and is a predicted model, not a curated record. NCBI's taxonomy places the organism in Eukaryota, Viridiplantae, Streptophyta, Magnoliopsida, Poales, Poaceae.